Molecule: messenger RNA, 1179 nt
Organism: Diversispora eburnea
Lineage: Eukaryota; Fungi; Glomeromycota; Glomeromycetes; Diversisporales; Diversisporaceae
Source: the annotation of a GenBank genome assembly
AUGAGUCAUAUGGUUGGAGAAUACGAAACGACUAACGAACUUCAUCGUGUGCAAAACGAGAUUGACCCUCUUCUCAAUCAAUUUUAUACAACAAUGUCUCCAGCUACGGAACGAAGAGCAUUUUUGGAAGAGGUCAAUUCUAUUGAUGAUAAAGAAGUUUUAAGGAGAAUGCUUAUACAGAAAGAACAAGAAAAAGACGAUAUAGUACAAAAUUUAGAUAUGGCAGCGCGACUAGGUCUCGCAAUUUCAGAAAAAAACGAAGAACUUCAAUUAAAACUUGAUAUAGCCCAGCAGGCCGAGGCGCAAGCUUAUCUUAAGCUUUCUGCAUUAGAAGAGGAAAACCGAAUUCUAUAUUCCAAAGCUUCUCGAAGCAAUGAACUUGCAACCCAAUUGGCGGCCAGUGAAGAUCAAGUAAAGACAUUGCGUGAUCAUAGAGCAUUUCUACAAAAGGAACUUGAUACUGCUCGACGAGAGCUAAAAAGAUUCCGAAAAGAACUUGAUAGUCUUUCGGGACAGAUGAACGAUAUGGCAGAGGAUAUGUGGGAAUCUCGCAACAAAGUAAACACAUAUGCUAAAAAAUUGGAAAUGAAUGUUAAUUUAUCUAUACAACUUGAAAAGUCGCUUAGUUCUCAAAAAAUAUCUAGUGCAACAACAACGCAGAUUGUCAAGAUGAUUCAAGCUGAUCUUGGCAGGGUUGUCCUUGAAAACGAACAUUUGCGUGCUAGCAUAAAUGAAUUAGAAAAUCGGCAAGUAAAAUGUGAGGGUAAACUUAGUGAAAUGAUGGUAUCAGCUCAAGAAUAUGCUCAUCUUUUAGAAGAAGCACAAGAUACUAUACAUUCACUGAGUGAAACUCGCCUUGAAUCUGAUAUCGAGAAUUUAGAGAUAUCACCUGGACGAAGCCGCGGACAUGAUUCACCUCCAUUAAAGGGAUCUCCAUUUUCUACAGAGGUAGAACAACAUUUAGAAAAGACUAUCGAGGAAAGGCUAAUGACACAAAUGACGAGGCCCCACUUUAACCAUACAUCUAAUUCAUCAGUUGACAUGAAAAAAGCAGCGGCAGGAUUGAAAUAUCUUCUAUCUGCCCGUGAGGUAGAAGAUAAAGAUGUCGGCAAAGGAAAAGGUCCCGAGAGACGACCAUUUGGUGGUGGCUAUGUUUUACAUUCUUAUAAUGUACGAUAA